UUGUUUGGGUUCGAGGCUACACGAAUUCUGUGUGAAAUGAUUGCCAAUGAAAUUCAUUCGUGGAGGAUCUUAAGUAUGCGAAUUACGGUAAAGCGAUCGGUGUGUUACAUAUAAAGUGCUUUUUUAAAUCACAAGUGGAUUUGAUAUCUGAAUAAUCCGAUUGCUUUAUUAAUGAGAAAUAUGUUUUAAUUGUCCAUCAAAUGCUACCUAACUGGAUAUCGAAGAGUGUGUGAGUGAUUUACGUAAUUCAUUGGCUAUUUUUGUUAAGCACUUAGUUUCUGAAGACGUCAAAUAAUAUGUAGCUCUCAACGUCAUCAUUCAAAAACUAAUACAUAUGUGAUUAAUUCUUUUACAAAAAUCGCCGGAUUUUUUAUCAAUCGCUUGGAUUUACUGUUGUGUGUGUCCUACGAGCUAGUUUUUGUGCUAGAAAUAUCAUUUGAUUGUACUAUUUAUUAUUGUAAACAUUCAACUCGUUUUCAACAAGCCGAUAAAUACCAAUAGAUCCGGUUAUUUUUUUUUCUUACUGCCAGUGAAUGAUCAGUGUGUGAGAUCAUUUUUUUUUUAUCAUUAAGUGUAGCAAAAAUUGAUGUUCAGCGUCGGAGUUUGGAUUCACUGCUUACGUUGAUUGGCACUAUUCACUGCUUAUGGUGACAGGCUCUGUUUUUCUAAUCUACGUGUUUGUGAUUGUAGGAAAAGUACACUAGUUUCUCCAAUGAUAACUGCAAUGGUAGCUGGAUAUUAUGAGCCCAAUGGAAACGAAGUAUACCCACCAGGGUCAGAUGCAUAUGGUGAUUACUGUUAUGGUAUUCAAGAUAUGUGUAGCCAUAUGCCUUGCUCGUUCCAUGGGCCCGGAGUGCGCAUGGUGCAAAACAACAGUACAGGUCCCUUACCUGUACAGCUGCAGGUUCCUCCUGGACACGUAGUACAUCAAGUAGUGGACGAGAAUGGAACAGUUCGUCACUAUUUACUCUCACCUCCCAUGCCAUUGCCGGUCGGAGGACACUACAGCCCCAGCCAUGCGUCGAGUACAGGGAUGGCAGGUACUCAGUACUAUCCAUAUCCUAACUUUGGUCCUCCAUAUUUUCAACCUCCUAGUCACUUACAACCAGCAGCCCUUAGUCCACAAAGUAUACCAGGUGUACUGCAAACACCACCAUCUCAAUGCAAUGGUGAAUCUCCUCUAGAGCUAGAUACUUCCCCUCCUCCAAGUCAAGUUUUUCUAACUCAAAAAGAUGAAAGCUACCAACGGUCCACAUAUAAGUUUCGUAGAAAAACCGAUAGCAGAUCUAGGGAUAAAUUAACAAUAUUGCCAAGCCAAUCUUUACUAGGAAAUAACAAAGACAAAAAACUUCACAGGUAUGAGGACCACUAUCGCAUAAGUGGAAGUUCUGCUUCUGGAAGUAAUGCAUCAGAAGACGGGGAAGUCACCUGGUUGUUUACCGAGUACCUCUCGAAUCUAAGACCUCCAAUGGUUACGGAACUCUCUCCCUAUAGUGUGAUGGUGUGCUGGAAACCACCAGAUCUGCCAUCAGGAGAGCUGGAACCAUCACUUUGUUCAACUCUUCAAGAGAGUGAAAUAAUGUAUGAAGUCAUGCUCUGUGAAAAAGGAAAAGAAGGGCGCUAUAAAUCUGUUUAUAGUGGACUUGAUCACCACUGUAACAUAACCUCUUUAAAGCCAGCUACAGAAUACUAUAUUUGUGUGCAAGCAUCUGUUGAUGAUAUUAGAGGCAGUAGUGUUAAAGGAUUAACAUUUAAAACACCGUCAGUGGAACCUGAAGCACCACAAUCACCCAGGUUAUAUGCAAGAACAAAGAACAGUCUCACAUUGAAAUGGAAUUCAAGUGGUGAUUCAAGCAGUUCCAAAGUUACUUAUAUAUUAGAGUGUGAUGAGAUUAGCCAAGAGCAGGGUUUCAGUCGAAAUGGUUUUACAACUGUUUACACUGGACCACUCAAGCAGUUUAAAGUAACAAAACUAACUCCUGCAACUGGCUACAGGUUUCGGUUAGCUGCAAUGAAUGAUAAAGGAAAGAGUGCAUUUAGUGAGACGUGCUGUUAUUUUACAAGUGGCAAUGCUCCUAGUCAACCUUCACCCCCAAUUUUAAAACAAGCUUAUAUCAAUCGACUUCACCUGGAAUGGGAACGAAGAACAUUUGAUGAUGACUUCAAUCUGCAAAUAGAAGAUGAAAUGAGGCAUGGUUUCUUCACAACUUAUAGUGGUAGAGAAACACAUUUCACAUGUUCAGGGUUACGGGGAAAUACGGAAUAUAAAUUCAGGUUAUGUGCAAGUAAUGAAGAAGGCUCAAGUCCUUGGAGUAAAAUAGUAACUUAUUGUACACUGCCUGAUAAAUUAGGGUGUCCUGGUAAACCCGUUCCGAAGGGAAGAAUCCAUGCAUCUUGUUUUAGGCUUACUUGGGACCCACCUAAAGAUUGUAAGCACUCUACAGUUACAAAAUAUAUUCUAGAAGUGGAUAGAGGAUUCGGAUUUGAUGCUGUAUAUACAGGUCCAGAUCCUGAAUUUUUCCUAGAAAACUUGCUUCCAGGUACUACUUACAAAGUCAGGGUAGCAUGCAUCACUUCUGCUGGACAUAGCCCAUAUUCUGAUGUUAACAGUAUUACCACUGCUGCAGUCAGUCCAGGGAAGUGUGCACAGCCAAAACUUCAAAGCAAACCUGAAGCAUCUUUUGUAUGUCUUGACUGGGCUCACCCCGAGCAUGAUGGUGGAGCUGCUGUAUCAGAGUAUGAAGUUGAUAUGACGAGUCCUGACAACAUAACACUUCAGGUGUAUAAAGGUCCUGAGACUUCUUGUAUAGUCAAUGGUCUGUUUCCUGGCAGGCCAUACCUUUUCCAAGUUCGAGCUUAUAACAGAGUCGGGGCUGGGCCAUUUUCGGAUCCCUUGGAAGUGGUGAGUGGGGCUGGGCCACCCGAUUCUCCCCGCAAUCUAACUGCAACCUGUGAUUCUUCUGUCACCUGUCGACUGUCCUGGGAGGAACCACUGAAUAAUGGUGCUGCCAUUACUAGUUAUCAACUCCAAUGGAGUACAGAAGAUGAUGAGGAGAGUUUUUCAGAGCUUUAUGAUGGUCUUUGUCUGCAUUAUGAAGUUCAAAGGCUGCUUCCUGCAACUUCAUAUUAUUUCAAAGUUCGAGCAAUUAAUGAAGCCGGACCAGGACCUAAUAGUGAUACAAUCAUGUACAGAACACCUGCUUCCCUACCUGGUGUGAUAUCUAGUGUUAAUGUAAAAACCUUAUCAAAUUCUAUAUAUUUAUCUUGGACUGAGCCACCCACAAAUGGUUCCGAAAUAAUUAGUUACAAUGUAGAACUUGAUGAUGUACUGUAUAAUACGGAAGAAAAUAUUCCUGAAUUGUGUAUAGAAGAUUUGUCUCCAGAAACAGUGUACAGCCUACGCAUCCAAGCAGUGAAUGAAGUGGGUGUUGGUCCAUUUAGUGAUCCAAUAUCUGUUGAAACUAUGAAAUCUCCACCUUCCCCUCCACAUCUUGAGUGUGUGACUGUCAGCCAUAAUUUCUUGAGGCUGAAAUGGGGGGAUCGUCGAGAAGAGGAAGACUCCUUGUAUUACACAGUAGAAAUGUCUAACAGAUCUAAGAGCUUUGUACCAGUCUACCAUGGAACUAGUUUAGGGUGUAAAGUGAACAGGCUUCAGGAAAAUACCUCUCUUUUAUUCCGUAUUUGUGCCUCAAAUGAAUCUGGUCAAGGUCCUUACUCUUCUGUGUUUACAUUUCGUACAACCAGGGCACCACCACCUUUGCUUAAAGCACCAAAAAUAAUAAGUGUAACAGAAGAUAACUGCCAAGUAGAAUGGACAGGUGUGAAAAUAUCACAAGGUGUGCUACAUUAUCAGUUACAAUUAUCUUCAGCUUCCUCUUCUGAUAGUAUAAUGGUGUACCAAGGAUCUGACACAAAAUGCUUUGUAAGUAACCUAGAACCCAAUACUCAGUACACCCUGCGGAUAGCUGCUGUACGCCCCUGCGAGGAUGGGGACUUAAUAGGAAAUCUCAGCCCCCCUACACCCUUUACAACCUCAAGCAUAGACACUGCCCCUCACACUUCUAUGGCAUUACCCCAAACAAUCUCUCAAAGUGAGAGGAGGACAAUGAACGAUAGGCAUCUGUCAAUGGCUUUAGUUUUUGCCUUUGUCUUAUCUUCCUUUUUAUUUGCCAUGUUGCUGGAACACAUAUUUUGCUUCACUACACAAACAUAAUUUUGUCAUUAUUAUUUACAUUACACUGUAACACAAUUGCUCAUUCCUGGUGCUUUAACGCUUAAGUGAUGGCAAUACUGGAUAUUUUUUGGGUUUUUUUAUUAAAUGUUUGAGAAUAUCUAGCCUGUUUUUUGAGAUAUAUAAGCUCCUUCUUCUUCUACUGCUAUUUAAAACUAUUUUCUCUUUUUCUUUCCUUCUGUAACUUAUCACAAUGAAAAUUAUUGUUUUGUUAUUUAAAUGUUAUUAGUCAUGUAAAUUGGUUUACAAAAAUAUUUUUAUAUAUAUAUAUUUUAUUGUGUAAUGCUCGCGAUAUCUGCAUUUUUUUAUUGUUAGCUUUGAUUCUAAGUUGUCUGUUUUAUGAGCUGUUGUGAAAUUUUGUGUAUUUAACUAUGUUUAUGAUUGUGUGGUAAGUGCUGUUUUAUUUAAAAUUUAUAGUUUUUCUAACUUGAUGGGU
Messenger RNA from Parasteatoda tepidariorum (common house spider), 4667 nucleotides. RefSeq names its product fibronectin type-III domain-containing protein 3A. Lineage: Eukaryota; Metazoa; Arthropoda; Arachnida; Araneae; Theridiidae. The record is from RefSeq and is a predicted model, not a curated record. Gene Ontology annotation, molecular function: protein binding.